Molecule: messenger RNA, 3119 nt
Organism: Bufo gargarizans (Asiatic toad)
Lineage: Eukaryota; Metazoa; Chordata; Amphibia; Anura; Bufonidae
Product: cytochrome P450 2F3-like
Exons: 10
Coding region: 96-1598 (500 amino acids)
Biological process (GO): xenobiotic metabolic process
Cellular component (GO): cytoplasm; intracellular membrane-bounded organelle
Molecular function (GO): oxygen binding; heme binding; oxidoreductase activity, acting on paired donors, with incorporation or reduction of molecular oxygen, reduced flavin or flavoprotein as one donor, and incorporation of one atom of oxygen
Source: RefSeq, a predicted model, not a curated record
AAGGGAACAUGCUAAUUGUUCUAAGAGAACAUCCAUAAGCAAAACACAGAUUAAUCGCACUAAAGCAGCACCAAGACUGAAAAUCAAGCCUGAAGAUGUUUCCCGAAGUGCUGACAGUUUGGGAAAGGAUUGAGUUUCGAUCUAUGACAAUAGCACUCGCUGUUCUAUGUUUUUCCUUUCUGAUAUUACUUCGGAGGAGAAAGAGCAAACUUGCUCCGGGUCCUAAAGCCUUGCCCUUCCUGGGCAAUCUGCAUCAGCUGGAUACCAAAGAUUUGGUCAAAUCUCUAACAGAGCUGAGCCACAGAUAUGGUCCAGUCUUCACCAUCUACCUUGGGCCGCAACCCAAUGUCGUCCUCUAUGGAUACAAGGCAGUCAAGGAAGCUUUGGUGGAACAGGCUGAAAAUUUUAGUGGCAGAGGAGAGUUUCCUGCAUUUUACAAAUUCACUCAAGGGAAUGGGAUGGCCUUUUCCAAUGGGGAGAAGUGGAAGGACCUCAGGCGUUUUGCAUUGGUAACCCUGCGAAAUUUUGGAAUGGGGAAGAGAAGCAUAGCGGAGAGAAUUCAAGAGGAGGCGCAAUUCAUGUUGGAAGAGUUCAGGAACACAAAGCAAAAGCCUUUUGAUCCAACUUUCUUCUUGAGUCGAGCCGUUUCGAAUGUCAUCUGCUCAAUCGUCUUUGGCAAUCGGUUUGAGUACGACAACAAGAGGUUCCUGUCACUUCUUCAACACAUCCAUGACAUUUUUCAAAUUUUGAGUUCUGGCUGGGGAAAGUUUUAUAACAUAUAUCCUGGGAUCAUGGAUUACUUGCCAGGACCUCAUCAACGCAUUUUCAAACAUUUUAAAAACAUGAAAUCCUUUGUGCUGGAAAAUGUGAGUGACCACGAAAAAACAUUUCAGGCUGAAUAUCCACGUGAUUUCAUAGACUGUUUCCUUAUCAAGAUGCAAAAGGAGAAAGGAAACCCUAUAAGCAACUUCAACAAUGAGACCCUUGUGAUGACAACUAUUAACUUGUUCUUUGGAGGAACGGAAACUGUUAGUACUACUUUAAGAUAUGGGAUCCUUAUUCUAAUGAAAUAUCCAGAUAUCACAGAGAAGGUCCACCAAGAAGUAGACAAAGUGAUUGGAAGAAACCGAUGCCCAACAGUGGAAGAUAGGAGCAAGAUGCCAUACACUGAUGCUGUGAUCCAUGAGAUUCAACGUUUUACCAGUAUAAUUCCACUGAGCCUACCACAUUGCGUCAUACGGGAUACUCAGUUCAGAGGGUAUCAUCUGCCUAAGGGCACAAACGUGAUCCCAGUCCUUGCCUCCGUCCACAACGAUCCUGAGAAAUUCAAAGAAACCCUAGAGUUCAACCCAGAAAAUUUCCUGGAUGAGAAUAAUCGGUUCAAGAAUAAUGAUGCUUUUAUGCCUUUCUCUUCAGGUAAACGCAUCUGUCCAGGGGAAGGUUUAGCCCGCAUGGAAAUUUUCAUAUUUUUUACUACUUUCCUGCAAAAUUUUAAGUUCAAGCCCACAGUGCAUCCUGAUGAGAUUGACCUGACCCCAUCACUCAGCGGUGUUGGUAAUGUGCCCGUAAAUUACCAACUCAUUGCUGUACCUCGUUAGUAUACUAAGGAGUAUGGAAAUUCAUGGUGCUUCAUGUACAUUUAAAAUCAAUUCUGUGCCAGCCAUUAAAGGGCAGCAUUGUAAUGUGUAUUGGUAGGUAAUGAGCAACUCAGAAAUCUGUAUUGGGGUACUUUCACACUAGCGUUGUUUGAAUCCAGCCGUUGCCGGAACUGCCUGCCGAAUCUGGCAAACGGUAUACAAACGGAAAGCUUUUUUUUCCGGAUCCGUUAGAUGGAUCCUGUGAAAUACUAGAUCCAUCUCAUCCGGUAUCGUCCGGAAUAACGGAUCCGGUAUUGAAAUGUUUUUCAAAGAUCAAAAGAGAAACCCGCUCCUCCUAUAUCCCGGCGCAUGCACAGACCGGAAAACCGGUGAUGCGGCAAUUUCUGGAACACCUGGUACCGGAUCCGGCAUUAAUACAUCUCUAUGGAAAUCAAGUGCGUUAUUGUUCCGGGAUCUUGUCCGGAAAAAUUACCGCAGCAUGCUGCGGUAUUUUGUCCGGUCAAAUACCGUACAAGGGACGGAACGGAAGACAUCUGAUGCAUACUGAACAGAUUGCUUUCCAUUCAGAAUGCAUUAGGACAAAACUGAUGCGUUUUUUUCCGGUAUUGAGACCCUUUACCGGAUUUCAAUACCGGAAAAGAAUAACGCUACUGUGAAAGUACCCUUAUACUGAAAUGUAAAAACUAUCGACAUAGUAAACUAAAAAUAAAGUAAUAUAACGUAUAAUAAAGGUAAUGUAAGAUUGUCAGAACACCCCAUUCAUCACAAUGGGAAGAUACACUGUAGAUUUUCCAAUAUGAGAUUGCGGGCAAUAAACAGCAAAGUGAAUAAGAAUUUAACAAAUUUCAUCCACGUGCUGCGUAAAAAAUCCACAGUGGAAUUCACUUACAUUGUGAAUCACAGAAUGUCAGUUUAUGCUGCAUAUUUUCAUUGCAGGUUUCACAUUAUACAAUGGAAUGGAUGAAUUCCCGAUUUCCACUUUGGAAAAUUUGCCCCAUGUCACUGUACCCUCAUACAGCAAAAAGUAUCAGAGUCCAGUCCUGAAAGUUGUGCUACAUUUACAUAGCCAUCUAUUGAAAUGUUACUCACAAAAAAGGCUCUUACACAAAGUGGCAUCAUGUAGAUUGAGUCUCAUUGUCCAGCAUGAGUUGUCCUCUAAAACUAGCCUUGAAAAUCCACAUUUGAACUACACUGCAAUAAUAAACGUUGUGAAGCUCCAUAGCGCCUUCUAGUGGUGGCUGCAUAGGGGUGGAAUUAUUUCACUUACCUAUAUACAAAAAACAAAAGAGGUGCUUCAAAUUUGUAGCAAACUUCGUGACUUUUCUCAUCACUUUGUUGUGGUAAAAAUAUUAAUAGUUGUGAUCAGCCCGCAUCAUAGUUAGUGUAAGGAAAAGCCAACUCCAUCUUCCCUCAGCCGCAGCCAGAGAACCACACAAAUGCUACAUCUUCCUUCAGUUCUGAGCAACUCCUCCCCUCCUUGCCCAGUAUCCGUCUUUUAUUGACUAAAACAAAAGGUGUAAA